AUGGUUUUAACUACAGAGCAAAUAAACCUGAUUGGACAAGUAUUUGAAUCAUAUAUUCUGGCAUAUCACCACACUGACAUCUUGCAGAUUUUAAGGGAAAAAGAUGAUGACGCCCAUUACCCAGUCAUUGUUGAUGCAUUGACACUUUUUGAAACCAACAUGGAAAUUGGUGAAUAUUUUAAUGCCUUCCCUAAUGAAGUGCUUCCUAUUUUUGAUAAUGCAUUGCGUAGAGCAGCUACGACAUGUCAGUCAGCUUCCCAAGCUCAGGAAUUCAUCAUUAAACAGAAUCUUCAUGCCAGAAUAUCAGGUUUACCCGUAUGCCCAGAACUAACUAGAGAACACAUCCCAAAGACUAAAGAUGUAGGGCAUUUCUUAUCAAUCACUGGCACUAUUAUUCGGACCAGCCUAGUGAAAGUCCUGGAAUUUGAGCGGGAUUAUAUGUGCAACAAAUGCAAGCACAUCUUCGUGGUCAAGGCUGACUUUGAACAAUACUAUGCUUUCUGCCGCCCAUCGACCUGCCCUGGGAAAGAAGGCUGCACCUCCUCAAAGUUCACUUGUCUCUCUGGAACAUCCUGUGUUCCCAGUAGAUGCAAAGACUAUCAAGAGAUCAAGAUUCAAGAGCAGGUCCAAAGGCUUUCUGUUGGAAAUAUUCCCCGUUCUAUGAUGGUGGUCCUCGAAGAUGAUUUAGUUGACAGUUGCAAAUCUGGUGAUGACAUUACAGUUUAUGGAGUAGUGAUGCAAAGAUGGAAGCCUUUUCACCAGGAUUCACGCUGUGAUGUAGAGAUUGUUUUGAAGGCCAAUUACAUUCAGGUCAACAAUGAGCAAAUUAUGGGCAUCACAAUUGAUGAGGACGUUCGCAAAGAAUUUAAAGAUUUUUGGGAAAGACAUAAGAAUGACCCUUUAGCAGGGAGGAAUGAAAUUUUAGCAAGCUUGUGUCCUCAGAUUUUUGGAUUAUAUCUUGUGAAAUUGGCUGUAGCUAUGGUGCUUGCAGGAGGGGUACAGAGAACAGAUAGUACCGGCACCCGGGUUAGAGGUGAAUCACAUCUUUUACUGGUUGGAGACCCCGGUACUGGUAAAUCUCAAUUUCUGAAAUAUGCAGCAAAGAUUACUCCACGAUCUGUACUAACAGCAGGAAUUGGAUCUACAAGUGCAGGUUUGACUGUGACUGCUGUGAAAGACUCUGGAGAAUGGAAUUUGGAGGCUGGUGCACUGGUCCUGGCUGAUGGAGGCCUUUGCUGCAUAGAUGAAUUUAACAGCAUCAAGGAACAUGACAGAACAAGCAUCCAUGAGGCCAUGGAGCAGCAAACCAUCAGUGUUGCCAAGGCUGGCUUAGUGUGCAAACUGAAUACAAGGACCACAAUUUUGGCAGCAACCAAUCCAAAGGGCCAAUAUGACACUAAUGAAUCCAUCUCUGUCAACAUAGCCCUUGGAAGCCCUCUUCUUAGCAGGUUUGAUCUUGUCUUGGUAUUGUUGGAUACAAAAAACGAAGAAUGGGAUCAAAUAAUUUCAUCCUUCAUACUGGAAAAUAAAGGCUGCCCUAGCACAUCUGAAAAGCUCUGGUCUAUGGAAAAAAUGAAAACUUACUUCUGCCUUAUCAAGCAUCUCCAGCCGAUACUGACUGAUGAAAGCCACCUGAUCCUUGUCCGCUACUAUCAGAUGCAGCGGCAGAGCGACUGCCGGAACGCAGCCCGAACCACAAUCCGCUUAUUAGAGAGCUUGAUUCGGCUCGCUGAAGCACAUGCUCGAUUGAUGUUCAGGGAAAUUGUAACUGUAGAAGAUGCAGUAACUGUCGUUUCAGUAAUGGAAUCCUCCAUGCAGGGAGGUGCACUUCUUGGUGGUGCUAAUGCCCUCCACACCUCAUUUCCUGAAAAUCCGGUGGAACAAUAUAGAAUGCAGUGUGAACUAAUCUUGAAGAAGCUGGAGUUGCAACACCUUCUGCAGGAGGAAUUAAGAAGGCUUGACAGGUUUUUACAGAAUGGAAAUUUAAGCCCGUCACUGGAGUGCAAAGGAGUAUCUUUAAGCAAUGACACAUUUGGGAAAUUAGAGCAGAAGAUUCAUUCCCAACAUUUACAACAAGAGGAAAAUAAUAUUCAGUUACAACCUUUGUCAGACAAAAUAAGUUCUGAUGCUGAUACGCAUCUGGGAUUCCCAACCAGACAAGUAUCUAAUGAUGUCCAAGUAAGAGAAAAAUUGAAGAGCCUUAAUGAGAGUAACAGUGAUAACACCUUGAACUGGUUUGAUAGUAUAUCAGAAAGUAACAUGGAAACUGAGAAGGUCACUUGUAAUUUCCCAGUUACAGUAACAUCUCAGGACAAUCUGGCUGUGGAAACAAUGAAUAGUAGAUCUUCUAAAAAGACAAAUUGUUUAAGAGAAGCUGAGCAAACCAAGAAGAGGGUAUCAAUGACAAAAAAAGACCAGGGAGAGUCUUGUAUACAGACUAUUUUUCCCCUUGAGAAGAUAAAAAAGCCUAUACAUUCCCCUUCAGGAGCAAUUUAUCAAGGUUCAGAUGCUACACCUAGCACACCUAACUCAGUCAUUACUCAAAGGGCCUCCAAGAACUGGCGGAAGAGAAAUAUUGAAAGCAUCCGGAGAUUUUGUACAAGUACAGCAGAUUCCAAGGCUGAGGAUCAUCUACCUUCAUUAUCUUCUCAUCCUGCAAUUAUCCCAGAUUGUCCUAAAAAAGAUACUGGGGCUUCUCUGUGUCACAAUGUGCCUUCAAGGCAUUUGACACCACCAGCUUUAAAUCGGAAGCGAAAUAGAAACCAAACCAACAAAGUAAGAAGUUGCAAUGAACCCGCCGGGGUCCCUGAGAACUCAGAAGCUGCCCCCGCUAAGUUCGCUAAAUUUUCCUUUCAACGAAAGCCGAAGCUUGCUCUGUCUCCUGAAAAUGGGGAACAUCACAAAUUAGAGACUAUAUACAACCCUGACUUUUUUACCCAAAGUACAUCGAAAGGAGAAAACCUGAGGGAAGAAGAUCCUGAUAAACUUCAGGAAAGCUAUAUUCUUGACACAGGAAAUACAUGCCAGGAGAAACAAGCCUGUAAAAACAAGAAAGAGGAAGACGAGCCAAAGCCAAAUAAAGCCACAGCCAUUUCUUUCAUAAAAAUGUCAGGGGCAAGAACGGAAAAAUUGGAUGGUCAAGAUUCAAGGAAAGUGUGCCUGAGCACUUUAGCAAGGCUAGCAAAGUUUGCUUUCACACCAUCAGACGAAUCUCCAGUUUCCUCGAAUAUCACCACUAAUGAAAAGGUGAGAGAAAAGCAGCCAUUGAAGACUCCGAAUGACUGUGCAGAACCCACCCGGAAGUGCUUUGAAUUAGGAAACACACACAGGAUUCCAGGGAAAUCAUUGUUCUCGGUAACUGAUCUGGAUGAUGCAGUGUUAGACUUCGACUGGGAUGAAGAGAUUCGGAAAAAUGCUAAAACUUAA
Protobothrops mucrosquamatus (brown spotted pit viper) is the source of this 3426-nucleotide messenger RNA. RefSeq names its product minichromosome maintenance 9 homologous recombination repair factor (gene MCM9). Gene Ontology annotation, cellular component: nucleus; MCM complex. The record is from RefSeq and is a predicted model, not a curated record. Gene Ontology annotation, biological process: double-strand break repair via homologous recombination. Bases 1 to 3426 code for a protein of 1141 amino acids. The transcript is spliced from 12 exons. Lineage: Eukaryota; Metazoa; Chordata; Lepidosauria; Squamata; Viperidae. Gene Ontology annotation, molecular function: single-stranded DNA binding; ATP hydrolysis activity; ATP binding.